AUGACGGAGAUCACCCACAAGAAGCCCGCAUCGUUUGCUUCAAUCGCUGCGAAUGCUACCAGUGCAAGAGCCAAGAGGCAGGCUGGCUCGUGUGCAUCAUGCUGCAAGCCUGGACAUCCUGGACGUCCUGGUCUGCCCGGCAGAAAUGGAAAACCCGGAGUUCCUGGAGCCCCAGGACGGCCAGGUGCACCUGGACGACCACCGAUUGUAUGCGAGGAACUUGAUAUUCCUCCAUGCAAUCCAUGUCCACCAGGACCACCUGGACCAGCAGGACCAAAUGGACCUCCUGGUAGUCCCGGAAGGGCCGGAAGUCCUGGACGACCUGGUAAUCCAGGACCUCCCGGAGCACCCGGACCCAACGGACCUCCAGGACCACCGGGAACACCAGGAUCAGACGGAGAGAAGGGAGAACCUGGACGACCUGCUCAAAGUACAAAUGCCAUUCCAGGAGAUCCCGGACCACCAGGAGAGCCAGGAGCGCCUGGUUUACCAGGACCGGACGGACAACCCGGUCGCGACGGAUCAGCUGGACAAGCCGGACCCCCUGGACCUCCUGGAGCACCUGGACCCGCUGGACCCGCCGGAGCACCUGGAAACCCUGGACAGCCUGGACAACCUGGACCUCAAGGAGAGCGUGGUAUCUGUCCCAAAUAUUGUGCAUUGGAUGGAGGUGUUUUCUUCGAAGAUGGAACACGACGAUAA
This is a messenger RNA of Haemonchus placei, 702 nucleotides long. The record is from the annotation of a GenBank genome assembly. Lineage: Eukaryota; Metazoa; Nematoda; Chromadorea; Rhabditida; Trichostrongylidae.